Molecule: messenger RNA, 5867 nt
Organism: Solenopsis invicta (red fire ant)
Lineage: Eukaryota; Metazoa; Arthropoda; Insecta; Hymenoptera; Formicidae
Exons: 7
Coding region: 4330-5406 (358 amino acids)
Source: RefSeq, a predicted model, not a curated record
UUUAGUUGAAUUAUUUCUGAAACAUUUCAUAUGAAAUGAUUUAGAAGAUCUUUCAGUUCAGUUGUUUCUGAAAUCUUUCACAUGUAAUAAAUUGAAAAACUUUCAGUUGAAUUAUUUCUGAAACAUUUCAUAUGAAAUAAUUUAGAAAAUCUUUCAGUUCAGUUGUUUCUGAAAUCUUUCACAUGCAAUUAAUUUAAAAACUUUCAAUUGAAUUAUUUCUGAAACAUUUCAUAUGAAAUAAUUUGCAGAUCUUUAAAUUCAGUUGAGCUGUUUAUGAAAUAUUUCAUGAAAUACAUUUAUAAAUUUUUAGUUGAAUUAAUUGUAAUAUCUCUGAAACGUUUAAUAAGAUCGAAAUAUUGCAAAUCUUUCGAUUGAGCUAUAACACCUUUCACAAGCAAUACAUUUAGAAACAACAUUAUAUUUUGUUGAUUAUUUUGCGUUCAAUCUUUUAUAAAUAAGACAUUUUUAUAAAUUCAAAAAUAUUUUUUAAAAAAAGAACAUGCAUGAUUUUUUAUUAUUACCUUAAUAUAGCUGAUAAUGUGUACGUAUUGAAAAAUAUACUGGAAAGAUUUUAAUAACAUUGAAAAAUAAACAAUUAAUUAUUAUUCGAUUUAAUUAAUGUAUGGUUUCAGAUUUUGUAUAUGUAACAUAAUUGAUUUCUUUAAAUCUAAAUUGAUAAUACGGUACUGGUUUUGAAAGAAAUUAAUAUAAAUCUAACGGAAGCGAACACACACAAUUGGUGUUUAAUACAAAGAUAAUUGAUUUAGAUUGCAAUUGUAAUUUUGCGCCGUCUUUAAUAUACGCCUUUGUAUGCACGCUUGUGCAUACGGUUCUGAUGGCCUGGCUAUGAAAAGAAAACGCGCGAAUUUUUAUGGUUGGUUGCAAACUGUUGCGAUGCGCGAUAUGCGAUGAUCCCAAGCGUUCAGAUUUUCUUGACAACUGAAAAUCGUCGCGCGUCACGUGUCGCGAGUCGCAGCAUCGUGCAGUCGUGUAGAUCGCACUGGUCUGCAAGGUUCGACAACUGUAGCUCCAUGUGAUUAUGUGAUACAAUCGCAAGGAAGAAUAGUAUAACACGAUUCAAUAAGUACGAUCCGUGAAGUGUCAAGGACAUUCACACUAGUCCAACGUAUACGGAGAAAUCCAUCAUUCCAACGCAUAGCUGUUGAGAUUGGUAUUUUAUUGAAUAAAGGUUUUGUAUAUUUAACAUUUGUUUCUACUGUACAUGAAUUAUAAAACAAAUAGUUUUAUAUUUCAUGUACUGUAGAAACGAACAAAUAUUAGAAGAUCUAUUAAUUGAAGCAUAUAGCUAUUUCAGUUUUGAUUAGUAUAUUAUUUUAUUAUAAAGAUGGAUAGAAAACACAAAAAUUAUUCUUUUCUUUCUAAACGGCAUUUCCGAAGAAUUAUUGCCAAUAACACUGCUUCAGAUUUAUUAAAUCUUUCCAAUAAUGAAUAUCUUGAAUUGAGAGACGAAUUAGUACAAUCUGAUACUAGUGAAGAUUUAGAGCUAUUAGAAAACGAAUUUGUCAAUAGAAAUGAUGAACUUGUAGACAAUUUAAAUGAAAGUGACACGGUUGACGAUAAUGAAUCAAAUAAUGAAGAGGGAGAAAUGCAUAGAAAUGAUAGUAACAAUAGUAGUGAAAGUGAUACAAAUGCAAGUGAAUUAACUAAAUCAGUAGUACAUUAUAUAAAUGUUGAGCCUGGCGAUAAAACUGAUAAUCAAAAUGAUCAAUUUAUUAAGGAUAUAGCUUCUUGGGCAAUUAUGUUUAACAUUUUCUACGUUGCUAUCAGGGCACUUUUGAUUAUAUUACGUAAAUAUACGCGACAUUCGUUUCCAAAAGAUCCUCGAACAUUACUCUCAACUCCAAGGCACACAGCAAUUAUUGAAAUGGGCGUUGGACAAUAUUGCCAUUUCGGUUUACAAAAUGCAUUAAAAAAAAUGUUAGAUGAAUAUAAUACAGUUUUAGGCCGAAUACCUGCUAGUCUGGAUAUUUUUAUAAACAUUGAUGGUUUACCGAUUUCCAAAUCAAGCAAUGCGACUUUAUGGCCCAUUUUAUGUUCAGAUACAGUUUUAAAAUCAGUUUUCAUUGUGGGAGCAUACUAUGGUCAAAGAAAACCGCAGUGUAACAAUGAGUUUUUAACACAAUUUGUUGACGAAGCAAUUUUAUUAAUUAAUACAGGACUCUUUUAUAAUGAAAUUCAAGUACAAAUUAAUUUUCUUGGAUUAAUUUGUGAUGCUCCAGCAAAAGCUUUUAUUUUAUCAAUAAAAUAUCAUACCGGUUACAAUAGUUGUUCGCGAUGUACUAUUACAGGUGAAUUUUUAGAUGGACGUUUAUGUUUUCCAGCGACAAAAAUAAUUGAUGCUUUAAGAACUGAUGAAGAUUUUGCUAAUAAUAAAUACGACGAUUUUCAAAUUGGUGAGACGAUUUUAAAGCAAAUUCCUAAUUUUGGAUUAGUUUCUAGCGUUGUAAUUGAUUACAUGCACCUUAUAUGUUUAGGAAUAAUGAAAAAAUUGAUAUUACUUUGGAUUAAAGGUCCGCGUACUGUAAAAUUAUCUCAACAGUUAUUAAAUCAGAUUUCAGGAGCUUUAUUAAAUUUGCAAAGUUGUGUACCAAAUGAUUUUGUUCGACGCCCACGAUCACUAAAAGAUGUAAAAUUAUGGAAAGCAACGGAAUUUCGUCAGUUUCUUCUUUACACGGGUCCAGUUGUGCUACAGGAUAUAUUAAGAAAAGAUGUGUAUAUCAAUUUUAUAACAUUACAUAUUGCUGUAACAAUUCUUGCUAGUCCUAAUCUUUCGAAAGAUAAUAAUAAUAUUACAUGGGCCCAAAUGUUAAUAGAGUAUUUUUUAAAAUGUUUCAAAAAAAUUUACGGAGUUAAAUUUAUGUCUCAUAAUUUCCAUACUUUGUUACAUAUUUGUUCUGAUGUGCGGAAGUAUGGACCCAUUGACGAGUUUAGUGCUUUCAGAUUUGAAAAUUACAUGUCAAAUAUAAAAAAAAUGAUUCGAAAAAAUGAGAAACCUCUUCAACAAUUAUCACGAAGAUAUUCCGAACUCAAUAACUUUAAUAUGCUUAGUAAGAAACAAAAAAACAGUAAUGAAAUUUGUUUUGAAAAAAUUCACUCAAACGGACCUUUAAUUGAUGGUUACAACUUUGCUUUUCAGUAUAAAAUAUUACGAACUAAAACAUAUACGAUCCAUUCCAAUAGCACAAGUAAUAAUUGUAUUUCAUUUGAAAAUGGAACUGUAAUAUCAGUUUUAAAUUUAGUCAAAUGUAAUGAUAAUACAAAAUUUAUAAUAGGCAGGAAGCUUAAAGUAGUAAAAAAUUUGUAUUCUGAACCUAUCUAUCCUUGCGCAUCAGAAGAGUUGGGUAUACAAGUUAUGCGCGAAGACACUGCUGUAUGCCUUUGGCCGUGCGAGAAUGUUCGAAAUAAAAUGUGGAAAAUGCCGUACGAUCAUAAUCAGUUUGUUGUUUUCCCAGUAAUACAUACUUAAAAACGGUCGAUAAUAGUUCAUAUAAAUUUCAAAAUAAUCACGAGAGUAUUUUCAAUUUGAUAAACAAAAUAUAUAAUAAUACAUUGAACAAAAAUGAUUAUAAUGAUUUUUGCAUAAUUAGAUUAUUUUAUGAAAAAUAUUCAGUUUAUUGUCGCGCAAUAGUAUAUAAUGUAUUCAACUUUUUUUAUAUAUUAUAUAUAAACUUUAGCAAUGCUUUUAGGCAGGAUAUGAAGAGUUUUCAUUAAAUUUAAUUAAAUAAAGUAUUACAUAUAUACUGCGUAUGUGUGUAUGUGUAGAUGCGUGCGUGUGUAUGUAUGUAUGUAUACACACACACACACACACACACACACACACACACACACACACACACACACACACUCACACACGUGCGUAUGUAUGUACGCAUAUGUGUCUGUAAUUGUCAUUGACUUACAUUUUCUGUAAAGAAUAAUAUUUUUAUUAUUAUAUUAUUAAUGUUUAAAUUAUUUGUAUUUAUUUAUCAAUUUAUCGCAAGUCGGUUAUUUGUCAAUUUUUUACGAGUUUUUUUUAUUUAUAUAAAUUUAAAUAUUUUUAAUAUAUAUAUAUAUAUGUGUUAUUUUUAAGUUUAAUAUGUAUAUGUUCUGUAUAUGUUUUAUAUGUAUGGGAUAUUUUUCAUACUAAUUAUAAAAAAAGUAGUUGUAUUUAAAGUAUACUUGUUUAUGGUCGUGUUUUGACUUUAUACUCAGACAAACACAUAUGUUUAAAAUUAGGACACAAAAGAUCUUUGUUAAAGGUAUUUUAAGUUCCAAUAGAGUAGACUGCACUACAGUUUUUGUGUUGCAGAAUAUAAUAAGUGAAAAGAAAUGAAUCGAUUUUCUGUCGUCGAAUUCGAAGAUGGACUGCAUUUAGUCCCUACCAAGUGGUUAAAAGGAUCAUCAGAAUGCUUCUGGCCAACGCAUAAAAACAUAAAAAGACUUCAUAAAAAUAUUUCUGAGUGCGAAGAACCAGAUGAUGAAACUUGGGAAACCGUGAAAGUUGUCCGUAUUUUUGGAACAGCAAAUUCAUAUGAAAGUGGGAUGGCAAAAGUAAAGUUGGCUGAGAAGUUUUCGGACAUCGAAUCUUCUGACGUCGAUGAUGCUCAUAAAAAAAAACGUCGUAAAACGACAACAACUAGCGUUUCUGACGAAAGCGAUAAUGAUAGUCAACAUAUGUUACCUCCCCCGCCAAAGAAACCAUUUUCGAAAACGUCCAUGAAUUCCAAAAAUGAUAAUGUACCAAUGGAGGAUUCACCUUUAGAAAAUGCUGCUAAAAAAAAACACAUUAAUGAUAAUACAUCUGUGCAGAAUGUUUCAAAAAAGUCUUUCACUGAAACAAAUGUGUCAAAAGACAAUAAUGCAAUACUUUUGGCAGAUAUCGAUUUAAAAAAGGAAUUACUACGUAGAUGUAAUAAAAUGGAUGCUAAGUUAGAUCGCAUUGAUGGGAAAUUGAAUAGUCUUGAAGAAAAACUGGAAAAUAGUCUUAAAAAUAAGAAGCAUGAUAUUGACAUAACAGAAAUUGUAUCCUUUCCUUUAAAAACGAAAGAAGAUCUGGACAAGUUAGAACUAGACCUUCAAGAAGCAGACUUUUUCAAAAACAUGAUAAUUUAUAUGAAACACUUAGGUGGCAAAACUUAUCAUGAAAUGACGGUUAUUAUUUUAAAACAUACCAUUAGUAAUUUUCUUUCCACCCUGUACUGUUGGAAUGGAAAAGAUGGAAAAAAGACAGCAUUUAAAGAUUUAAUAUUCGCCAAAUGCAUAAAACAAUGUGUCAUUUCAAAAUUUGAAACUGCAGAUGACCAACAAAUUACGCAAAUUAUAGCAAAAUGGUUUAUACAAGGAAAAUUGCGAUGUGACAGAGAUGAGGAACGAUUGCAACGUAAUCAAAAAAAAUCACAAGAUUAAACUUGUUAUAAGUUUGGACCGCUUUUGUUUAAUUUUAUAUUUACAUGCAUGCAUAACUUACAGAAAUUUUGUAAACGUUUUUCUCAAUAACUUUUAAUUUAGAAAAAAGUUGAUGUAUUAUUUUAUGUUUCAAGUGUUUUACGUUUUCAAUAUUAUAUUAUUUUAAGUUGUACAUAUAAUAUAUAUGUAUAUAUACAUAUAUAGAAUUUAAGCUUUUUAUAAUAAAUACAUAGAAAUAAUUUAAAUAAAAAUUCACUUUUGUUAUUAACAUUACUUUUAAAAUGCAAAAUUUCUCUAAAUUGAAUUUUACACUCCUAUCCACACUUCGCUCAUUGCGGAGAAAAAUAAUUUAUUCAAUUAUUGCAUUAUUUCCUGACAAACAGCUCUGAAAGGUUUCAAGUGAAAGAAUCGCGGACAUUUUGCUAUUGCAGAGCUGUCUCAGAGAUGUUGCAUAAACAUUU